Messenger RNA from Mizuhopecten yessoensis (Yesso scallop), 5573 nucleotides. RefSeq names its product arrestin domain-containing protein A-like. Gene Ontology annotation, cellular component: cytoplasm. Gene Ontology annotation, biological process: protein transport. The record is from RefSeq and is a predicted model, not a curated record. The transcript has 11 exons. Lineage: Eukaryota; Metazoa; Mollusca; Bivalvia; Pectinida; Pectinidae. The coding region runs from base 116 to 1234 and encodes 372 amino acids.
UUUACUUCCGGACUCAGCAUGUGAAAAUAAACAAACGGAACUUCCUCGAUGUUAUCAAUUCGAUUGUUGGCACCAAGAUCUAGGAUGUCAACACUAAUUACUUUUACACAGUGUCAUGAACCAAAUCGUGCUUCGGAGCCAUAAAGGCGAAUACCUGCCAGGAGAAGACAUUUACGGAGCUGUUUACUUGAAUAUAGUAAGUACAACGACAGGAUGUGGCAUUCGUCUGAAAUUUCAAGGUUGUGAACAUUUUUUGUACAGGCUAGGAAACCCACCUGCAGAAGAGAAAUUUGAAGCAAAGAAACACUAUUUAGAUUAUCCUGACAUUGACCUGUACAAGAGUCAAGAUCUUUUUAUGUUAGGAAGUUACAUCUUCCCAUUCCGAAUUCGACUACUGACUGAGAUUCCUGCCUCCUUUGAAGCCAGUGGAGUGGGUUCAGAUUGUAGCUGGACAGCUCAGGUGACAUACAGCUUGAGUGCUGAGGUGAUUGAGGCUUCAAAUCUUAAUACGACCCAGACUGUAGUAGUGAACCACCCUUUGGGAAGGACAGAGAGGUCCAGUACCCCACAGGCCGUCACCAACAGACUGGACAUCCCCUACCUCCUAUUUUUCAAGAAGUCUUUUUUUGUCACAGCAAAAUUGCAGAAACAUGUCCAGCAGACUGGGGAGGGUAUGAAAGUCAGAAUUAUCAUAACAAACCAGACAAACAAGAACGUCAGUAACAUUACCGUCCGGCUGGUAAGGGAGAUAACUUUUGUAGCCAAGGGUGGAUUGUCAGGUACAAAGAUGUGUAAAGAUAACAGUAUACAGGAGACACAGGACAGAAUCUUUAUCUGUCCAGAGAAAGGACCCUUCACAGUACAGGAGAUACCAGUCGAUAGUUGUGCAGCAGAUAUCUUGAACAGCAGCGGACUGGACAAUUUUAUCAUACAACUGCAGGAACCUGACCAUCCACAUGCACCACUUCCGUCUUCUGUCUCAGGGAAUCACAUACAGUGCCGAUACGUAGUGGAGAUUUUAGUCAAGUUAGAGAACAACUCCAGUCUCGUCACUACAGUUCCAGUACCAUGUAUUUGGCAUCAGAAAAACAAACAGUGGGCGGACCAACCCAUACCAGGCUGGGCAUAUAACACAGAGGUCAAGCUGUCGGAAUCACCUUUCAGUGUCCCAGAAAACGUCCUCAGUGGUGAGGUAUUUGCAGGCAUUCCUAGAUUCCAGGCCCUGACAAGUUGACGAUAAGCCAACCUUUUAUUCUUGACAAGAUAAUUUUUAUACCAGAUUUUCUAUAUAUACUGACAUGUCUGUAGGCUGAAUAGAUGAUCUGUAUUCCUGGACAUGUUUAAGGCAGGGUACAUUGUUGUAAUAACCUGACAUGAAUGCAGGUUAUACCAAAAGUGUGGAUACAUGGGCAUGUUUGAAAGAUAUUAGGAUAGUCAAACCGUGGUUGUAAACUGUGUUGUCUUUUAGAAAAAGGGAGGAGGUGUUUAGCAGUACUGGACAUGGUCACCUGAGGUAGCUGAGGAGGCUUAGAGUGUACAUGUGCAGAUAGAGGUUGAAGGUAUUAGAUUUGAAUCUCUUAGGUUCAUUACCAGGAGUCUGUUAAGCCCACAAGUCUGAAAGUGGAACAGGUAUUAAGAAACAGUCAUGUCUGUGUGUAGGAUGAUACAGUGAAGAAUCUCCCUUGGGUAAAGUAUAGGUAAAAUGAUUAAAAUCAAACAUGAUGAUAUAUCAAAGAAGUGUUCUUCCGUAGUUUUAUCCGAUGUUAUGUAUGUAAUCUUAACCUCAUUCCGAGGGAUAGGUUGUAUUUCUUACCUUCCUUUUCGAUAAGAAAGAAAAGGAAAAAGCCAUUAAAGCAGUACAAAAGUGCCAUUAGAUGUGGCAAACAUUUUUUUUUCUAGUCUAUUGUGAUAUCCCAUUGGCUAUACACUAUUGAGAUAAUACAAUAAUAGUAAUCGAGACAUGUGGGUCAGAAGGAAUAUUUCAGUACUGCUGGUGGAUAAGCUAUUCUGUAUAUACUCCCACAUGUGCUAGGGUGGAUUAACUAUUCUGUAUAAACUCUGACAUGUGCUAGGGUGGAUUAGCUAUUCUGUAUAUACUCCCACAUGUGCUAGGGUGGAUUAGCUAUUCUGUUUAUACUCUGACAUGUCUGAGGGUGGAUUAGCUAUUCUGUAUAAACUCUGACAUGUCCCAAGGUGGAUAAACUAUUCUGUAUAUGCUCUGACAUGUGCUAGGGUGGAUUAGCUAUUUUGUAUAUACUUUGACAUGUCAUAGGGUGGAUUAACUAUUCUGUAUAUACUCUGACAUGUGCUAGGGUGGAUUAGCUAUUCUGUAUAUACUCCCACAUGUGCUAGGGUAGAUUAGCUAUUCUUUAUAUACUUUGACAUGUCAGAGGGUGGAUUAACUAUUCUGUAUAUACUCUGACAUGUGCUAGGGUGGAUUAGCUAUUUUGUAUAUACUCGGACAUUUGCCAAGGUGGAUAAACUAUUCUGUAUAUACUCCCACUUGUGCUAGGGUGGAUUAGCUAUUCUGUAUAUACUUUGACAUGUGCUAGGGUGGAUUAGCUAUUCUGUAUAUACUUUGACAUGUCAUAGGGUGGAUAAACUAUUUUGUAUAUACUCUGACAUGUGCUAGGGUGGAUUAGCUAUUCUGUAUAUACUCCCACAUGUGCUAGGGUGGAUUAGCUAUUCUGUAUAUACUCUGACAUGUGUUAGGGUGGAUUAGCUAUUCUGUAUAUACUCUGACAUGUCCUUGGAUGGAAUAGCUAUUCUGUAUAUAGUAUUACAUGUCGUAGUGUGGAAUAACUAUUCGGUAAUAGCUAUUCUGUAUAAACUUUGACAUGUGCUAUUGUGGCAUAGCUGUUCUGGUAUAUACUCUGACAUGUCCUCGGUUUGACUGCAGCUGGAAUAGCUAUUCGGCAUAUUCUCUGACAUGCGCUAGAGUGGAAUAAGUAUACAUUUAUUUUUCUGGGCAUGUGCUAGGGUGAGAUAGGUAUAUAUAUACCUGGACAUGUCUAUGUUAACAGCAACAUAAGCAAGAUCGGUUGUGGGAGCACUGCACAAUGCAAUAAUCAGAAUCAUCACCUUUGAGUUGUCCUUUAAAAAGGUCACUUGAUAUGCACAGUUUCAAGCUUAACUGAUUACAAUUAUAUACUAUAUUUAUCAUUGUCAACAUUUAAGAGAAAAGGGGCCUUACAUUGUUACAGAAUACAAUAAAAUGAUGCCUUUAUAAUGAUUGUUUACGAAGUAUGUUGGAAAUUAUUUUUGUAUAUGGUAUCGUAUUUUCUUUAUGAACUAUGAAUAGUAUAUUUUUUAUAAACUGUUUUCUGUUUACCAAAUAGUGGAUAAUAUUUCUCAGCUUUAUUUUCAAAUACUACUUAUGCAAUUACCCCAAAAAAUGUAAAUGAACGUUUUUUGCUAUCUUAGUUCAUUAGUUAAAAACCGAGGUUGAUUCGAUCACAAACUGUACAUGUCCUGGUUAGAAUGAGACGGCACGGUGCUAGUUCAUUAUUGACCUAGUCAAGAUGUUUCUUGACAACCACUGGAAUGAGCCAUUGUUCAUGUAAACCGUGUUCAAACCAUCUCGCUCUCUCUCUCUCUAUUUUGAGAUGGAUAUAUUUACGUUGUUCAUGUAAUAAUGACUACAAAACAUAGCAUUUUACUGCACCAUAUUGCCAUGCCAUCUCAUCAGUAGAACUCAACGUUGGAAGAAGAAAAAAAAAAUAAAAACAAACAUCGGCAGAAAAACAGUGAAAAGAUAGGUGUAACAUCGUCUCUCUGUUUAGAGGUACGUGCACAUUGUGCCUAACGCACUGGUCUCUAUCUUAGGGGGUACACAUUACUUAUAAAGGGACUUCAACUGGAUAGGUUAUUUCUGUUUACUGGUCUCUAUCUUAGGGGGAACACAUUACUUAUAAAGGGACUUCAACUGGAUAGGUUAUUUCUGUUUACUGGUCUCUAUCUUAGGGGGUACACAUUACUUAUAAAGGGACUUCAACUGGAUAGGUUAUAUCUGUUUGGAAAUUGUUUAAUUGAAAUCCAAUUAUCCACAUGUACAUUUUAUAACUAAAUAACAUCAGUCUUCUGAAGACUCUAUUACUGAGCAUAGCAGUAAUGAGCAUUCCUUAGUUAGUCACUGCUGUGUUCGGUACCGAUGUGAAUGACACUCUGUAAGUUCGAUAUUAUAGUGACCUGUUUUACAUUGGCGGUGGUUUAAAUGUUUUAUUGGCGUCUUUGGGAAAUAUAUACGGAUUUGGGAUAUUGAAUUUUUAAUAUGCAAUUUUUCAAUGCCUACUAAACAUUACGGUAGAACUGCAUCAUCAAGUUUAAGUAAACUUAAUAUGGAGAGUCUGCUACCACGCAGUCCACAACAUAUAUCUUACAUGUAAUUUGUAAUCCAUCAAUUAAAUUCAUACCGUCAUUUUAUAUAGUUGCAUAAGCAUUGGCACUCUGGCAAUGAUAUAUAACACCAGGCAUACAAAGCGGUUUGUAGUGCAUUAGACAUUGCUGGAAAAAAGGAUGGAACACUUUUCAUAGCAUCACCAUUAAUCUUGAGUGUUUAUGUGGGGUAACGGUGGACUAAGUAGUCAGUCUGGCUAGUGUUCAGGGGGAUUUAUUUAUCUGAAAAACGUUUUGGAUCAGACAAAUAUUUAAUUCAUGCCAUUGUUGUUGAUAUAACAACGUUAUUCAUUCCAAUGUGCAUUAGGGUAGACAGACCACACAACAGUGAACAAAUACUGCACACUGAUAGAUGUAAUUCUAAGUGAAAAUGGUUUUGUACGGAUAUUCUAAAAAAACAUUUAUUCACUAAAUACAUUUUUUUCAUUGGUAGCAAAGUGCUCGUUAAAGUACAAGUGUCUUAAGAGUAUAUUAUUGAUAUAACUUGUACUGACACAAAUAUGAUAUUCUUGGCAUAAACACGAAUUGUCGUUUCCAAUGUUGAAUGCAUUUUCCACUCUGUGUUUUAAGAGAAGUAGGGCCGUGUAAUUGUGAAAGUGUUAGCCCUAUACAUGUGUAAUUGCCUUAUUAAAGUUAUUCUAAAUAUAUGCUUUUUACAUGGCUGUUGGUUAUGACCCUGGGACAUAUGAUUAAAAUGUUGUGCACCGUAUAUCAUCUAAUAUGCGCAUUCCUUAUAGGGCGCCUCCUAUCAUUGUCCUACUCCGAGUGCCCCAUUCCUUCACAGUAAUUUGCGGAUUUGAAAAUCGUAUUUUUUGAGAAAUUUUGUUUGUGGAAAGUUCUGCAAUUAUUUCAACUGUUGCCUCAUAACAAAGUGUCCAAUGUAUAUUAAGUUGAAUACAUUUUUUAAGUCAGUAAAAUGUAAUUAAGCUGAAAAUAUAUUUUUGUUUUAGUCAAAAAAUGAGAUUGCCAACUUAUUCCAUCCAAAUAAUCAGUGGACGUAUUUAUGGUUCAAGAGUACCAUGUUAAUUAACACGUUAUGACUUUAUUCUGCAUCUUUACAUUGUAACAAGAUUUGUCGAACUUGAUAUCGCCUGAUCAACGCCAGGUUGAUGAUAUACCAUGUUGCUACAUUCAUUUUUAUUUAUCACUUUUAUUUAUCACAUAAUCGGCCUGUUAUC